Lottia gigantea (owl limpet) is the source of this 450-nucleotide messenger RNA. RefSeq lists its product as hypothetical. The record is from RefSeq and is a predicted model, not a curated record. The transcript is spliced from 4 exons. The annotation marks the transcript as partial. Lineage: Eukaryota; Metazoa; Mollusca; Gastropoda; Lottiidae. Gene Ontology annotation, molecular function: serine-type endopeptidase inhibitor activity.
GGGAGUAAUUGUCAGAAUCGACAGAACCCUUGUGCCUUGCCUCCUGAUAGUGGUACCUGUGAUGAAUUAGUACCUCGAUAUUAUUAUGAUAAACAUAAUCAACAUUGUUUACCAUUUAAUUUUACAGGUUGUGGUGGAAAUGCUAACAAUUUUAGAUCAGAAGAAGAAUGUCAUGGUAUUACUAUGAAAGAGUCUAUACUCUCACCAUGUGCUUGUCAAGCUGAUCCUAGUUCAAGCUGUUCAUGUAAUAACAGAGAAACAAGAUGGAGAUAUAAUUAUAAACAACAAACUUGUGAAGAAUUUAUCUAUUCUGGUUGUCAAGGAAACUCAAAUAAUUUCCUAUCAGUUGAAGCCUGUCAGAAUAGAUGUGUUAUUGGUGCAUGUUGUUAUAGAGAACCUAUGUUUAAAAAGAAAGUCAUUGGUUACAGUUUACAAGGCUUUGAUAAGUAA